AUGCCCGCUGAGCAACGCUCAAGCUUUCUCGACCGUAGUCCCACAUCCCCCGGAACCCGAUUCUUUCGAGACCUCCCGGCCAUUGCAGAGAAAGCCGGCCUCAAACCCGCCAUCGUAUCCUCUUCAUCCACCCAGAGAUCCACCACCUCCCGCCCGUCUCAGAAACACGCCAAGCCUCUUCGACGAUUCGUCACUGCCACUGCCCAAGGGGUCCCUUUCGUCGAUUUGACGUUAUCAGACGACGACGACGACACACCGGUAUUUACUAAACCCGCCGCGACUCAGUCAGGCGUCAUCGACUUCACCAAUACCUCGGACUCGGAAGACGACGAAGACAUAAAACCAAUACCCAUAAUGCCACCCAAAAGCGAGGCUCAGCGAAGACGGGAGAUGGAGGAAGACAAGCGCAAGGGCCUGAAUCAGUCGCGCCUCUCUUUUGGCGGGGGACCCGGGGCUGGCAGUCGGCCGCUGAGCUAUUCCUCCAGUCAGAGGUCUUCUGGCUCUCUGGCUCCCACACUGGGGAGCUCCCCCUCGCCUGCUACUCGCGAACCCCUCACCAACAAAACUUCUACCCCCAAAGUCACAGCGCCACCGGUCAUGACUAAGGGUAAGGCCAAGGAGCGCGCGGAACCGCCCGCUCUGUCGUCUCAGACUGCCCCUCCAGGUUCGACUAGUCAGUUGAAAAAGUAUCCUGCGCCUUCCCGAGAAUCGAAACCACAGCCGACCGUCAGGUCCUCCGCAUCGAGGUCUAUCCAGAGCCUUCCGCGCUCCCAGUCGUCUUUCUCUCUUCCCGCCAACGAUGCCACCCCGUCUCCCGAGCAUACCCCUGCUGAGCUCCAUGGCGGGGAACCCAAGUCAUUCGAGCCUGCUUUCGCGGCGGCUGCAAAGAAAAGUUCCGGUAUAUUCAAAACUGCCAACGACACGAAGGCCUAUGCCAAGUCUUCGCGCGCGGUCAGCAGAGCUGACUUGCCUACCUCAACUGCCCCAGAAUCCCGCAAUGCCCUGCCCACUCCUGCGACCCCGCAUGUGUCAAGACAGAAUGCGAGCCCCGAAGCUUCGUCAGCCUCCCGCCGCCGUGCGUCUGAAGCCCUCGAUGAAGUAGAGAGUGUGCGUCACACUCGUGCCUCCAGCAGACAGAAAAGCACAGAACCUACCCAAGUGGCCUCCAGGCCUACCCGAGCGAGGCCAGUGCCGGGUGCGUAUGAGAUACCCUCACUCGACGCCGCCAUAUGGCCUACGGUGCCCCGAUCAACUCAUGUCACGACGCGGAGAAAGAGAAAGGUCGAGGGCGUAAAGAGGGAAGUCGACGUGGUAGCGGAAGCGGUGGAUGAGAAGAGGGCCGAAGAAUCUCGCGAUCGUGAUCGCGGUAUAUCUUGUGUCCACAGUCUUGGUGAAGAGCUCUCGUCAUCUCCAGAGCCUGAGAAGCAAUCGCCCGCUCCACUUUCGGCUGUACCUGGGCCACGCACCCCCACCAAGCGUGAUGCCAGAAAGACGACUUCUCGGUCCACCACUCCGCAAAGUUCCAGGGCAGCUGUACUCUUUUCUAGCCGAUCCUCUCAAUCUGCACCUACCAAGCAGCGUUCACCUCUCAAGUCACCUUCGAAACUGUCAAACAGUAUCACUCUGGGUGGAAGCAGCUCUAAAGAGGUCGAGCAGAUGAUACCGCCAUCCAGCCCUCUGACUGAGCUGACUGAGCUGUCUGACGAGGAGGAGGAGGAGGAGACAAAGACCCCUACCAAGUCUUCGGCCUUGAGUGUGCAAUCCGCAACACCUAGGGCGUCUAUCCCCAAGGCUGAAUCGGUGAAGGAGGUCGAGGUGGAGCAGGAGCCAAUUGAGGUCGAGGUCGAUUUAGAUGAUAUCGAUCUCACCGAGUGGGACAAUUUUGCCUGGUCGGCCAAGCCCGAGGCGCCUACUACUCCAGUCAAAUCUGAUCCGGGAUUCUCUACCCCGUUGAAGCGGGCAUCCUCAGUGGCCCAAGUCACACCAAGACGAUCCUCAAGCAAGCGCGCGAGCGCUGGGCUGGUGGUUCCCGACUCUGUGAAAAAGAGAAAGGUGGAGCAGGAAAAGUGGGACAGGAUAGUCGAGGAGACCAGAGUCGCGAAAGAGGCAGAGGAAAUGGAGCAGCGCAAGAAGGAAGAGGAAAGUGCAAGGAAAAUUGAAGAGAUUGUUGCCGAGCAACCUGAUCAAGACGAAGAAGAAGAAGACAUGGGUGCUCUCCUAGCCAGUGGUCUGGAACAAUCGCCUCAAAAGGCAUCCUCUUCCAAUCUUCCCGAUGCUGUUCAGUCUCGUCAAGAAGCCGCCAAUGCUCGGAAAGAAGAGCAGCGCCUAAAGAAAGAAGUCAGGGAUGCCGAGAAGAAGGCAGCGGCCAAGCGCAAGCAGGAAGCAAAAGAGCGUGAUCAGCAGCAGCGACGGUUUGACAGGACCUUGCAGGGUAUCAAAACCGGCCGAGAAGAGGAGGCUGUUUGGGAUGAGAUUGACAACAGUGAUGAUUCCGAGGACGACCUGUCUGAUGUGGGAACCGACGAGGAGCUUGAUCUGUCUGAUGCGGAUGAUCCCAUGGAGGAUGACGAGCGGGAAUUUGACCUGGACAAUGUGGCCGCCCAAUUGAAAAGCAAGGGCUUAGCGGUGGAUGAUAAUCUGCUGAGAGAUGCGAAGAAGGGCGCCUUCCAAGCGGAAGCGCCUUUGAAUUGGGAUGGGUUCUGGGAAACAUCUUUCAAGACAACAAGCGGCGGUAUUGAGAUUCCUGAAAUGGACAUUGCAAGCUCGGACGAGUUCAUUCGCGAAAUCAAAGAGUGUUGUAGUCAGCGCGAUAUAUCCGCUUUGGCCACUAUCGUCUCGUCCGGAGGACUCAACCUCAUCAACAAGGAACACGAUUUGAGUGUUUGCAAGUGGUUGUUUAUGUGCGCCCUCAGUGCUGUUGAUGCCCGAUGGGCUUCGACCGCUGCUACUACCCUUAUACAGUGGAUCAGCACUCGCUCCCCUUCACUUGCAGACUCACUUGUACCUUGGACUUCCCUCAUACUAUCUCAGCUUGGCGCCAGAAAGUCGAUUCUUGCUUGUCAAGGUUUACACGACCUGUCUUCGCCCAUGGUCAUUUCCAAGGAAAGAGAUCAGGUCUGCAUUCAACUCCUGAGAUUUCUCACUUGCGUCUUGACCAAACAACUCGGAAAGACGACUUUCUCCCGUCUCCUCCUUCCUUCGCUUCUUCUACUGGGUAUCGAUACCAGCUCAUCAGAUGCUCUCAAAAGCCAUGUUGUCGACGCCGUCCGAACUUUACUUCUGAUACACACCAUUGCACAGAGACUUGAUGAUGAGCCUAGAAUGAUCGCCGCGCAAAUUGUCAAGAGUACAGAGUCGUAUGGACCUGAUGUGCGAUGCGCUGUCCUCCAAUUUCUUGGCGAAACCACAGCCGAGAGCAGGGAUGUGUACACGUGGCUGGGUGCGGAGUAUCUCUUUGAGAGUCUCGGAGCCGGGAGACACCAGACCAACAAGCCCUCUGUUCCUCCUAUCACGAAAGUAAUCCCGGUGGUCGACCAGUACUCAGACUCUCUGCGCCCUGCUCCAACCGUCGAGAUUGACUGGGUCGUCAAGAACUUUGAGAUGACCUUUAUGUUUGCGACGAUCAACAAUCCGGCCAAGAUCCUUGACGCUGUACCUCCAAAGCUCACCUCGGACGAAUCGGGUCGGGAUUUGAUGCAGAAGCAUAUCAUGGCCGACUUUCGGCAUUCGCUCAAGGCCAGCAUGAACUCCAUUCCUGAUCAAAGUGACGGGUCUAAACGACCUACGGUGAAAGCUAGGCUUCACGAGCUUGUCGAGACGAUUGAUCUGCUGUUUGAAGAGGAGACGUCAAGGCGCAUUCGAGCACGUAAAUUGGGGCCGGGACUCAAAUUCGGCAAGAAUGGCCAAUCACGGCUGAACAUGUCAAAAGGCAAGGGAAAAGCAGAGGUGUGA
Messenger RNA from Cryptococcus wingfieldii CBS 7118, 3951 nucleotides. RefSeq lists its product as hypothetical. The record is from RefSeq and is a predicted model, not a curated record. Lineage: Eukaryota; Fungi; Basidiomycota; Tremellomycetes; Tremellales; Cryptococcaceae. The transcript has 9 exons. The coding region runs from base 1 to 3951 and encodes 1316 amino acids.